This is a messenger RNA of Miscanthus lutarioriparius, 813 nucleotides long. Lineage: Eukaryota; Viridiplantae; Streptophyta; Magnoliopsida; Poales; Poaceae. The record is from the annotation of a GenBank genome assembly.
AUGGCGCAGCAGCUGCUGCUCCUCCUCCCCGCCCCUUCCAGAACCUUCUUGAAGCCCCUCCCCUCUCCCUUCCUCUCCUCCCUCCCCCGGCGCCACCUCGUCCCCGUCUCUGCAGUUCGCGUGGCACCCGCCGUCCGGCGGGGCCUGCUCCGAUACGCGACGAAGCGUUCAGGCUUGGUUGAAGAGCUGGAGAUCGCCAAGGACAAGCAACCGCGGAGCAGGCGCGCCAAUGGCAUCUUCUGGAUCUUGCUGCUCAAUUUCGGCAUCUACGUGGCCGACCACUUGUUCCAGAUUCGGCAAAUAAAAUCACUGUACCUGUAUCAUGCAUUCCCUACAUGGUUCCAGUUUGUGACAUCAACAUUUUGCCAUGCCAACUGGAAUCAUCUUUCAAGCAAUUUAUUCUUUGUGUAUAUCUUUGGAAAGCUUGUUGAAGAGGAAGAGGGUAACUUUGCUCUGUGGAUGUCUUACAUUUUGACUGGUGCUGGGGCAAACUUGAUUUCAUGGUUGGUUCUUCCAACAUCCUCUGUGUCACUUGGAGCAUCUGGUGCUGUUUUCGGCCUUUUCACCAUCAGUGUUCUAGUUAAGAUGUCAUUGGACUGGAGAAAGAUUCUUGAGGUGCUUAUCCUGGGACAAUUUGUUGUUGACAAGGUCAUGGAAGCAGCACGUGCAACAACAAUCACGGGCCAAUCAUUUCAAGUGAACAACAUUGCUCAUGUAUCAGGUGCUUUGAUAGGUGCUGCGUUGGUGUUUCUGGUUAGCAGAAUCCCUUUUUCAUCCAAUGAUGAUAAUCCCAAGGCAACGAAAAGAGAGUAA